This is a messenger RNA of Aspergillus vadensis CBS 113365, 2080 nucleotides long. Its product is annotated as ankyrin repeat protein. The record is from RefSeq and is a predicted model, not a curated record. Bases 86 to 1894 code for a protein of 602 amino acids. NCBI's taxonomy places the organism in Eukaryota, Fungi, Ascomycota, Eurotiomycetes, Eurotiales, Aspergillaceae. The transcript has a single exon. Gene Ontology annotation, molecular function: protein binding.
UCUUCGGCCACACCCUCAAUUACCAAACGAUUAACCAACAGCUUUGUGCAUCGGAUCCCCCCAUAAUGAUCUUUCCAACGGCACUAUGACAGCUUUGCGUCUCCCAGUUGAGCUCAUCGAACAGAUUGUGGGCCACCUUGACUGUGCAAGUGAUAUCAAUGCCCUCGCUCGUACUCAUGGAACUUUCUACCGCGUCGUGAAUCGAAUGCUGUACCGACAUGACGUGCACAAUAACAACAGCUCUGCAUUACCCUGGGGAAUUGAGCACAGAUGCCUCGUAACUGUGCAGAAAUCUCUGGAGGCCGGUGCGUCGGCGAACGAGUGUGAUCGGGACACACUCUGGCGACCCAUGGCGUUGGCGGUGAUAGAGGGCGAUGAAACCAUUGUCCGGUAUCUGUAUGAGCAGGGCGGAGUCGACAUCCGUCACACACGUAGGUGGCUCAAUCCGCGCCAUGAGGCGUAUGAAAAAAGUUCUGGAAGUCUGUUGUUGCUGGCCGCCGUACAUGGCCAUGAAGCCCUGGUCCGCUUCUUCAUGGAUCACCUGCCGCGGCCGUACCAUGUCGAUUACCCUGCCGACCCGGACGGACGAACACCCCUUAUGGAAGCUGCUGCGGGGGGACAUUUAGCCAUUGUGCGGUGGCUGGUCGAUGCCGGAGCAGACAUCCACGCCCGGGAUCAUGAAAAAUGGACCCCCCUCUUGCUAUCUGCGCGCGAGGGCCAUCUUGAGGUCAUGCAGUUCCUGCUCCAACGGGGAGCUGAUCCUAGUAUUCCCAUGGAACCGGACGGAUGCUUCGCCCUGUGUUGGGCAGCGCGCCUGAGUCACUUCGAAUGUGUCCGGUGUCUGCUCGAUGCGGGCGUGCUGGACCAGUUAACCCGCUGCCAAGGCUCAGAUUUGCCGUCGUCCCAUCAUGUUACGAUGUGUCCCCUCAAGUCAAACGCACAAUUUAAAUGCGACAACGUAGUUGAUCUUCUCUUCGGACGAUGGGAUUACCUGGCUAGCACCGUUGAGCUCGCACAGGACGGUUAUCCAGCAUUAAGACAUGCCAUCCCCUUCGAGGGCAUAUUCCGUCACCUGCUUGCCGCCGGGGCUGAUCCUACCGCCGUAGACCGCCCCGGUGAUCCUUUACCCGCCAUCGUUCUGGCAUCAGGUCGCACUGCAUUAGUCCAGAUGAUGAUCGAUAAGGGAAUCGAUCUGCCGUGCCAUAUGGACCUGGCCAAUUUUCUUCACCAAGCCAUCCGCGGGGGGCCGGCGGUUCUCGAUCUGCUCGUCCGGACGGGGAGAUGGAAUAGCUACAUCUUCCCAGAGCACUUGGACAAAACCGCAUGCGAGCAGGCCCUCGUGAUCGCGGCUUCUACGGGGAAGAUUGAGACACUUCAGUGGCUGCUAGACAGAGGCUUUUCGGUGGCUCAGUUGUCGCCCACUGUCAACUUGAUCGCUGAAGCAGCAUGUACAGCUGCAUCCGAUGCAGACGCCACCGAAACCAUCGAUCUGCUGCUUCAACACGGCUUGGAUAUAAACAAACGCAUCCAAAAAAACGUUGACUGCGAGACAGCAUUAGCACACGUGGCCUAUCACUACAAUCUGCAUAUGGAUAGCGACACCGGCCGCGUUCGCCUGCGCAUGCUGGUCGAUCGCGGCGCCUAUCUCCUGCCACCGCGCAGCCCUUCCGAGCGAUACAAUCCUUAUACAUCCACUACUGCAGUUUGUGUUGGUGUGAGCUCUGUGUUGGAUGAGAUGAUAUUUCAGGAGAUGGAAGCCCGGCGUGAGACGUGGAUAGCGGUGGAAUGGCUCUUCCAGCGCGCUGAGCUCCAUGCGCGUGACCGCUGGGAUUGGGAGGGGGUUAAGAUGAUAAAACGGUAUUCGUGGAGGGUGCGGUAUCCUGUACCUAAAUGAUAUGAUACUAGUACAUUAAACUGUCACGACCGCAUUUAUUUUUUUCUAUGAUUAACACUACCAAUAUUUCCUACGUCAAGGGGUCUAUAAAAUGGUUAUAGAUAUGCACAGGAUACAUUCAGCCGGAUCUCACGCACUAGUGCUCGCCAUCUUUCUCAUUUGCGACUAGUAUCCUCAAGGCUCUGU